Molecule: messenger RNA, 1053 nt
Organism: Geodia barretti
Lineage: Eukaryota; Metazoa; Porifera; Demospongiae; Tetractinellida; Geodiidae
Source: the annotation of a GenBank genome assembly
AUGAGUGAAGCCAAAAUCAGAAUUGAGAAUCUGUACAAAAUCUUCGGCCCCAAUCCGCAGUCGGUUUUGGGUGAUGUUCAGCAUGGCAUGUCGAAGCAGGAACUGCUUGAGAAACACAGUCAUGUUCUUGGAUUGAAGGACAUCAACAUUAAUGUUCCUGAAAGAGAAAUUUCGGUGAUUAUGGGAUUGUCGGGAUCGGGCAAGUCUACCUUGAUUCGCCAUAUCAACCGCUUGAUCGAACCCACUUCGGGCCGAAUUGUGAUUGACGAUCAGGACAUUCUGGGAAUGAGCAAGGAUGAGUUGAUUGAAUUUCGAAGAUUUCGAGCUUCCAUGGUUUUUCAGAAAUUUGGGUUGCACGUCCACAAGACUGUCGCGAGUAAUGUCGCUUAUGGUUUGACAAUUCAGGGCACGCCGGAAGCGGAAUCGAAAGAACGUAGCAAGAAGUGGUUGGAUCGGGUAGGACUCUCCGGAUUUGAGGAUCACUAUCCAUCGCAACUGUCGGGUGGAAUGCAGCAGCGCGUUGGUUUGGCGCGCGCACUGGCGACCGAUGCGCAGAUAUUGUUGAUGGAUGAAGCCUUUUCCGCACUCGACCCGCUGAUUCGUACGGACAUGCAAGGCGUGCUCUUGAGUCUUCAGGAGGAACUACAUAAAACCAUUGUGUUCAUCACACACGAUUUGGAUGAAGCGUUGCGUAUUGGCGAUACGAUAGCUAUUCUUCGCGACGGUGCUGUUAUACAGCAAGGAACCCCGCAGGAAAUAAUUCUCCAUCCGGUUGACGACUACAUCUAUGAUUUUAUUAAAGACAUUAACAGAAGUCGCGUUAUCCAAACCAAGUCAGUUAUGACACCGGGUGAAGCCGUCGACAGCAGUCUCACUCUGUCACAUGAUCUAGUGCUUGAAGAGGCGAUACAGUUGGUGACAGCGACAGAAUCAAUGCAAGGCAAUGUCGUUGACGAAAAUGGUGAAGUGAUUGGGAGUGUCAGUCUCGAGCAGAUCGUUGAUGGCAUCGCUCGCCCGGUCGCGGCCAGUGGGGAUGAUGUCCAAUAUCGAUAA